AUGCAAUUAUGUUAUCCUCAUUAUUUAAGCGUCAUUGAACCUGAUUGCUAUGAUAAAAAUAUGUCAUCUACUAACAGCACAUAUAUCACCGAAUCUUCUAAUCGUAAGAAUAAUAAUGCUUUACUGGCUAAUAAUAUGCCCAAUAUCAUAGUCUCUAAACCGUUAUCUUUUGGUGAUAAGAUUGCUUUGAUGACAAAA
This is a messenger RNA of Racocetra persica, 198 nucleotides long. The record is from the annotation of a GenBank genome assembly. NCBI's taxonomy places the organism in Eukaryota, Fungi, Glomeromycota, Glomeromycetes, Diversisporales, Gigasporaceae.